UCAUGCCUCAGGACUACUACACCAAGAAUCUGGUUGGCCUCUCAGGCGGACCAGCGCGUGCUGAAGGACUUCAUGGCGGAGAAGCUUCCUCGCCUGGCAUCUCACUUUGAGGAUCACAACAUUGACGUCUCUCUGGUCACCUUCAACUGGUUCCUGGUGGUUUUUGUGGAGAGUCUGCCCAGCGACAUCCUGAUGCCUCUGUGGGACGCCUUCCUGUAUGAGGGUACCAAGGUGAUCUUCAGAUACACUCUGGCUCUGUUCAAAUACAAAGAGGACGACAUCCUGAAGAUUCACGACAGCGUGGAGAUCUACCAGUACCUACGCUUCUUCACAAAGACCGUCUCCAAUGCCAGGAAGCUGACCAGCAUCGCCUUCAACGACAUGAACCCAUUCCCCAGCCGGCUGCUGAGGAACCGGCGAGUGCUCCACCUGGAGCGCCUGCAGGCGGAGCUGCGUGAGCUGGAGGAGCAGCACAAGGAGGUCAUCACCGAGAGCGUCGUACGGAAAGACAAAGAGCUCGACGUCAUGGUGAGCGAGGACGACGAGGACCUCUGAUCACACGGGACGCUUCAGCUGCUCACUUCGAGACGACGAUGAGUUUUCCAUGAGUUCAAGAGAAUUUUACUAAACCGGCUGUUAACUGGUUUCCUUCACACCAAACACAGGAUUGUGUCAGGUUCACCAUCUCUACUAACACUACAAGGAAACAGACGCAUACAGAUUUAACUGCAUCACAUCUCUGAAACAAGCUUGCAGUAAACAAAUGUGUACUGUGUUCACGUGUGUAAUAAGUCAGGCUGCAGAAAUGUGCAGAUGUAUUUCAGUGAAUUCAUUUGGAUUAAUAUGUGAUAGCUUAUUUAUUUCAUUGCAUCUUUUGCUUUAUACCUAAAAAUGCGUGACAUUUCUAAAUGUAGUCACAUCCCUAUGAAACAUGGUUGAUUAUCAGCUGUAGUCACAGCUGGUGAUAAAGUAAUUAAAAUGUCCAGCUAUUCAAAAAUAGGGCAUUCUGCACAAUGAGUACUUUUUGGUACUUGAAGUAUAUUUUGAUGCUGAUGCU
Messenger RNA from Maylandia zebra (zebra mbuna), 1057 nucleotides. NCBI's taxonomy places the organism in Eukaryota, Metazoa, Chordata, Actinopteri, Cichliformes, Cichlidae. The record is from RefSeq and is a predicted model, not a curated record.